This is a messenger RNA of Psilocybe cubensis, 339 nucleotides long. RefSeq lists its product as uncharacterized. Lineage: Eukaryota; Fungi; Basidiomycota; Agaricomycetes; Agaricales; Agrocybaceae. The transcript has 2 exons. The coding region runs from base 1 to 339 and encodes 112 amino acids. The record is from RefSeq and is a predicted model, not a curated record.
AUGCACUUCAAAAUAGUUGUUGCUUCCUUCACCUUCCUCGCAACGCUUUUUGCGUCCGCUCAGGCAGCUACCGUCGUUGCAUAUGGAGGUUCGGACUGCACAGGCAGUGUAGGAAACACGGUGCCGUGUGAUGGAAGCUGCCGUGCUUUUGGAGGCAGACAUUCACUAAAGAUCUCCGGCGGUGGAACUCACUGUGUCACUCUAUAUGAGAAUUCAGGAUGUACUUCGUCAGCAAAGGUUUCAUUUGCGAAGGUUGCUUCCGGAACGUGCUUCCGUGUCAACACAGGAGGGCCUGUAGUGUCUUUCAGAUGCUCGGACAGCACCUCUUGUGUUACUUAA